Molecule: messenger RNA, 738 nt
Organism: Branchiostoma belcheri (Belcher's lancelet)
Lineage: Eukaryota; Metazoa; Chordata; Leptocardii; Amphioxiformes; Branchiostomatidae
Product: regulator of chromosome condensation-like
Exons: 4
Coding region: 52-738 (228 amino acids)
Cellular component (GO): cytoplasm
Molecular function (GO): guanyl-nucleotide exchange factor activity
Source: RefSeq, a predicted model, not a curated record
AAGCUGAGGGCGAGGCGGGGCACCACCCUCCAGGACGAGGUGGAAACCAUAAUGGCUUUGACUGGUCUUCAAAAGACGGGUCCGCAGCCCAGGGCCUGGCCUUCAGAGCCGCAGGCUGACUUCUCCGAAUCCCCUCCUCUGACACCGCGGCCAGCCGGGCUGGCUAUGGCAUUUGGUCAAGAUGACUGCGGCCAGCUUGGGCUUGGCAUCGCGGAAGAAGAGGAGAGGAUUCUGCCGACCCCGGUGGUCUUACCCCCUGGUAAAACCAUCGUGGACGUGGCCGCCGGCGGUCUGCACUCGGCAUUUCUUACUGCCGAGGGAGAAGUUCUGGCUUGCGGCUUGAACGACGAAGGAGAGUUGGCCAGGCCCAACGCAGGUGAAGAGGACUGCCGGACGGUGGCCUCCGUGUCCCUCGGUCCGCCCAUGGUCGCGGCUCAGGUGUCCUGCGGCGACAGUUUUACUGCCGUCCUGGACACCUUGGGCCGCGUGUUCUGGGCAGGGCAGCUGAGCAUGCAUGUCACAUUGUACUACACAAACAAGAGACGAGACAGUCCAAGCCGUGGAUACGCCUGGGGAUCAGGGGUCUCCAACCAACUCUGUCUUGGAGAAGAAGUCCAAGAAGUUGCGUCUCCUGUCCCCAUGGUGGGACUGCCCGGCCCACUGCAGACCAUCAGCGUGGGCGGGCAGCACACCCUCGUCCUGGUGGACCCUCCUCCUGCUCCCAGUACAUCAAAAUAA